CAGGCCCUAGUUCAUUUACACAUACUGGAUAUCCUCGGGGCGUUGAUGAUAAAACCACGGGUUGUUCGAACCAACCAGGUCAUUCUCGUGACGAUGACAAUAAUGAUGACCAAACCAACACGCACAAUGGUGACUCAGGCGACAAAGACAAAGAGGUACAUGAGAAGCAAAUGUUCAAGCUUUUCAGGGCGUGGUAUAGCGAGCAUAUUGAAGAGCUAAGAUUAAUCACCGACCAUAUUGAGGUUGAAAGUCUUGCAUAUAUGAAUCGAGGUAGCACCCGGCAAUCCAACGUUGAGCCACGAAUGUGGUCCCUUUCUAUGCCGCCUACAACAACUAGAUCAGAUAGACAACCCAUCCACUUACCCUCGAACAAUAUAGAAUUAUCUUUGGGGUUUGUCUUUCUUUCGAAAGAAGAGUUGAUUUGUGCCAUUCAACUGUAUCACUUGCAACAAAAAGUUGAGUGUCGAACACCCAAAUCCUGCACUUCUAGGUUAAAAUCUGUUUGUCGGUAUGAAGGGUGUUCUUACAAGUUAUGUGCAAGGGCAAACCGAGAUGUAUGGAGAAUCACUACUUUGAAACUCGAGCAUACAUGCGAAGGGAGUUUGACGCACAAUCGACACCGUUCGGCUAAUUCCAAGGUUCUCGCUCAUAUUUACGCAUCAACUAUUCAGAUAAAUCCCCAAACGGUAUCUACACGGAGAAUUAUUGAACAAAUGCCGGAGGAGCAUGGUUUGUCGAUCAGCUACAAUGUGUCCCUCCGAGCAAGACACCGUGCUUUCGAAAAGGUUUAUGGAGGUCAUGAAGAAUCAUGGGGGCGGCUUCCCGGUUACUUGCACAUGUUGCAGGUUCGUAAUCCAGGUACAAUUGUCGAACUGCAACGAGAUGGCGAG
Messenger RNA from Striga hermonthica, 890 nucleotides. The record is from the annotation of a GenBank genome assembly. Lineage: Eukaryota; Viridiplantae; Streptophyta; Magnoliopsida; Lamiales; Orobanchaceae.